Drosophila persimilis is the source of this 1023-nucleotide messenger RNA. RefSeq names its product DBF4-type zinc finger-containing protein 2 homolog. NCBI's taxonomy places the organism in Eukaryota, Metazoa, Arthropoda, Insecta, Diptera, Drosophilidae. Bases 39 to 851 code for a protein of 270 amino acids. The transcript is spliced from 2 exons. The record is from RefSeq and is a predicted model, not a curated record.
CUUUUGAAAUUUAUUUCGGCCCUUUUUAAUUCAAUAAAAUGUGUUCUCCAUGCGGACCGGGAUGUGGACCCUGCGACCCCUGCUGUGGGCCCUUCGAGUGCUCGCCCAAGUGCUACAACUCCGCACAACUGGAAGCCUUGCCGCAAUGUGCCCCGCGCAUUCCACCCCCCUUCCCCAAGUGCAUCACCGUGCAGCAGCCACCUCGCAUGAUCUGCAAGAAGCGGGUAGUUUUCACCGAGAAGAUCGUGCCCGAACCGAUGGUCGUUAACCGAUGCCGGCAGAUCACAAUCCCAAAAGUGGUGGAUGCCACGCGCGUCAUCAAGGUGCCGAAGCUGAUUUGGGUCUCCCAGAUGGUGCGGGAGCCACGCGUCAUCUACUACCCGUCGAUGAUACCGGACCCGUACGUCGUCUGCUACCCGAAGCGGGUCUGCGAGCCGAGGGAGGUCUGCCAGUCGAUCCUUUGCCAGCCGAAGCCGCAGACGAUCGACAUCCCUCCUCCGAGGGAGUACUGCUGCUACCCGAACGGACCCAUCAACUACAAGCCGAGUGCCGCCUGUCCGCCGUGCCCCAUUGGGCCCUGUGCCCCGGGCGGAGGCUGCUGCCCCUUGCCGUGCUUCUCCACCAACCAGUAUCCCGUGGCCGAAGGCCGCUGUGGUCCUUGCGGGCCCUGUGGACCCUGUGGGCCCUGUGGGCCCUGUGGGCCAUGCGGGCCGUGUGGGCCGUGCGGGCCGUGUGGGCCAUGUGGGCCGUGUGGACCGUGUGGGCCGUGUGGACCAGGAUGCGGACCCUGUGGUCCUUGCGGACCUUGUGGACCCGGACCCUGUGGAUAUGGUCCUUGCGGUCCUUGUUAACCAACAAAAGUGCAGGUCCUUGUGGAGUCGAAUCUUCUGUCGAACCUUCCGUCCCAAGAACACUGCUCGUUUUCCGAGUCUCGAAAAUUACUGCAAGCCCGUGAUGAAAUUUACAUUUGUCAUUGUUUCGGAAAUGCAUUUGAUUAAAUAUAUUUGAUGAUAGCGAGAAAAA